Staurois parvus is the source of this 566-nucleotide messenger RNA. Lineage: Eukaryota; Metazoa; Chordata; Amphibia; Anura; Ranidae. The record is from the annotation of a GenBank genome assembly.
UUAAUGGUCAUGCGUUUUUUUUUUAGUUUUUUUUAAUGCAAUAAAAAGUCCAGGUUCACACAGUCCCACACGCUGCUGGCUGGUUGUGGACGCAGGAGUCGUGCCUAUUCCCGCAACCACCCGCAUCGUGCUGAAUGGCACAUCCCGCAGCGCGAUCGGGAUGUGCCUGUGUGAUCGUGGGCCGCCGUGCCUGUGCGAUCCGCUUGUGCGAUCGUGGGCCGCAGCGCCUCUGUGAUCGUGAGCCGCAGCGCCUGUGCGAUCGUGAGCCGCAGCGCCUGUGCGAUCGUGGGCCGCAGCGCCUGUGCGAUCGUGGGCCGCAGCGCCUCUGUGAUCGUGAGCCGCAGCGCCUGUGCGAUUGUGAGCCGCAGCGCCUGUGCGAUCGUGGGCCGCAGCGCCUGUGCGAUCGUGGGCCGCAGCGCCUCUGUGAUCGUGAGCCGCAGCGCCUCUGUGAUCGUGAGCCGCAGCGCCUGUGCGAUCGUGAGCCGCAGCGCCUGUGCGAUCGUGAGCCGCAGCGCCUCUGUGAUCGUGAGCCGCAGCGCCUGUGCGAUCGUGAGCCGCAGCGCCUG